Molecule: messenger RNA, 930 nt
Organism: Fonsecaea multimorphosa CBS 102226
Lineage: Eukaryota; Fungi; Ascomycota; Eurotiomycetes; Chaetothyriales; Herpotrichiellaceae
Exons: 2
Coding region: 1-930 (309 amino acids)
Source: RefSeq, a predicted model, not a curated record
AUGUUGCCUAUCCCCCUCGAAGGGCAAGUUGGUAUUGUCACUGGCGCUGGCUCGGCACUUGGUAUUGGUCGCUCACUUGUUCUGAGUGCCGUCAAAGCAGGCGCGGUGGCGGUCUAUGCGUGUGACCUUCACGUAAACUUCCGUGAUGCCCUCAUCAGCGGUGCGAACAAGAUCAAUCCAAAAUGUAAAGUCGAGACUCGCCUGCUCGAUGUAUCCAGCGAGCAGGCGACACUGGAAGUUCUGAGAGACAUCUUGAAAACCCAUGGGCGCCUCGACUUUUUCUUUGCAAAUGCAGGAUACGCAAAAUACCGAAGCUUGGACGAUUUGACCACAGCGCAAUUUGAGAGGGCGUUCGCAGUCAUGCAAAUGGGCGUCUUCCUUGCCAUUAAGUACGGGGCCCAAGCCAUGAGCUUCACCUCGUCAACGAAGCCGAAACCCAAGGGCGCUAUCGUCGUGACAUCUUCGAUAGGAGCAAUCUCGGGCGCUGUCACCGACCUGGCAUACUCUUCGGUCAAAGCCGCUUGUCACGGCAUGAUCGCCAACGCCUCGGUGCAACUGUCCACUAGCAACAUCCGCAUCAACUGCAUUGCCCCUGGAUUCACUCAAACCAGCAUCCAUAGCAACGCUGCCAGGGCCGAAGAUGGUGUCGAGGGGUUUGCCGGGCUUCAAAACGAAGACAACUCCACCCAGGUUAAACAGGACCAAGAUGCCUUCUUCAAAUCGAGUGGUAUGACGGGUGAAAACGCCGUUUAUUACUACAACCGAAUAGCACUGCCAGAGGAAAUAGCGCACCUGGGCUUGUUCCUUGCUUCAGAUCUUGCAGCCGCGGUGAAUGGCACUGUCAUCGUUGCCGACAGUGGGAGACUAGCCGCAGGACAAGGUGCUGGCCUUUUCGGACCAACGACACCUGUGAAAGCUUUGGACCUUUGA